Messenger RNA from Salarias fasciatus (jewelled blenny), 1510 nucleotides. Its product is annotated as C-C chemokine receptor type 9-like. Gene Ontology annotation, cellular component: external side of plasma membrane; membrane. Gene Ontology annotation, molecular function: C-C chemokine binding; C-C chemokine receptor activity. The transcript is spliced from 4 exons. Bases 57 to 1157 code for a protein of 366 amino acids. Gene Ontology annotation, biological process: positive regulation of cytosolic calcium ion concentration; immune response; cell chemotaxis. Lineage: Eukaryota; Metazoa; Chordata; Actinopteri; Blenniiformes; Blenniidae. The record is from RefSeq and is a predicted model, not a curated record.
CUUUUCCAGGACUGCUCAGACAGAGAGGUACUUGUAGGUCUCUGCAUCCACACAGCAUGGAGAACACAGGAAAUGAAACUACUGGGAUGACUUUUGGAACUUUUUCCGCUUCAACUGACCCAACCGACUACGUCUAUGAUUCGGGUCCGACCUUCGAGUCGGGCCUCUGUGAAAAAAGCUGGGUGAGGGAGUUGCGCGGCCAGUACGAAGCGCCCAUCUUCUCCGUCAUCUUCAUCCUGGGCGCGCUGGGCAACAUCCUGGUGGUUCUGAUCUACACGACUGUGCGCAACCGCCUGAAAACGAUGACCGACAUGUACCUGCUGCACCUGGCCCUGGCCGAUCUGCUCUUCCUGUGCACGCUCCCCUUCUGGGCCGUGGACACCGUCAAGGGCUGGGACUUCGGCGUCGCCUUCUGCAAAAUAGUCUCGGCCGUCUACAAGAUCAACUUCUUCAGCAGCAUGUUGCUGCUCACCUGCAUCAGCGUGGACCGAUACAUCGCAAUCGUACAAGUCAUAAAAGCGCAGAAUUUUAAGAAGCAGAGGCUGUUCUACAGCAAGCUAGCCUGCCUCACGGUGUGGAUCGUCUCUGCUCUCCUUGCUCUUCCCGAUUUUAUCUUUGCCCAGGUGAACGCUGGAAAAUUCUGCGCUCUUGUCUACAACGAGAGCACAAACAACCAGACCAAGAUUUUUGUGCUGUCCUUGCAGAUUUGCAUGGGCUUUUGCCUUCCGCUUCUCAUCAUGAUCUUUUGUUACUCCGUCAUCAUUCACACCCUCCUGCAGGCCAAAAGCUUCGAGAAGCACAAGGCCCUGCGCGUCAUCUUCGCCGUGGUGUUUGUGUUCAUCCUCUCUCAGCUGCCCCACAAUGCCCUGCUGAUCGUGGAAGCGAACCAGGCUGUUCACACCACUAUCACCGACUGUGGAGUUUCAGGCGCAGUCGACGUGGCCGGACAGUUCGCCAAGACCCUGGCGUACACUCACGCCUGCGUCAACCCGCUCCUGUACGCCUUCAUCGGCGUCCGCUUCAGGCAGGACCUCCUGAGGAUCGCCAGGAUUUGUAGCGGUUGCCUGGGCGCAGGAGGACUCAGCAAAUCACAAGCAGUCCCCAAACGUCCCUCCAUCAUGUCAGACACUGACACCACCCCGGCCCUUUCCAUAUAAAUAUGGUCGUUUACCUCAAGUCUUAAACCUGACACCUGAACCUUUCGUUUAUUUGGUUCCCCAGCAUUACCUUCUAUCAACAGAGCAUUUCAACAGGUGAAGGAAUCAAACGUGGCAGCAGUGUGCAAUCAGAUUCUGACUGGUACAUGUGCAUUCUACUUCUUGGACUACUUUAAAAACUGUAACAUAGUGUAUAUACUAUUGUUUUUUUUCUCUGUGUGUAUUAGUUUCAGUAUAUUUCUAUCAUAUAACUGUAGUUUGCUGCUGUAGUUGGUUUUUUUUAAAUAAAAACUGUGUUUUGGAUUUUUUUUUCCAGACAGAAAUCUUAAUAAAAAAAAACCCUAAAACCCAUA